ACGCUCUUAUACUUUACCGAUGGAAAAUAUUACAAAUAUCACCACUAACAACGUCAUAAAACGAUAUGUCAAUGAUUCCAGUUCAGAGCAAGUAAUGGAGAACACCGUUUUAAUGGCAACAUAUAUAGUACUUUACUGUGUUAUAUUUAUAUUAGGUGUGAGUGGAAACUGCCUGGUUGUAUUUGUUGUUGUGCGUAAAAAGGAAAUGAGGACCGUUAUCAACAUCUUUAUUACAAAUCUGGCUGUUUCAGAUAUUCUUUUGUGUUUACUAGCUGUACCGUUUACUCCAAUAUCAUAUUACUUGCAAUCCUGGGUAUUUGGAGAGUUCUUUUGUCAUUUAGUAUCAAUGACCUUGGCAAUUUGUGUGUACGUAUCAACUCUAACAUCUACCACUAUUGCAGUUAUUCGGUAUAGGGCAAUUGUAUAUCCUUUAACACCGCCGAUACAGAUUUCCAAUUGUUAUCGGAUUAUUGUAAUCAUUUGGCUUAUAUCUAUUUCGAUAUCAGUUCCUCUUGGAGUUUACACGAGAAUUACUCAAAGUAGAGACGGAUCUAUCGAUUGUGUGGAAAGAUGGCCAACCGAUCAAUCGUCACAAAUAUUCAGCAUAACUAGUCUUCUGCUUCAAUAUAUUGUGCCUUGCUUUAUAAUUAUGUAUUGUUAUACAAGCGUUUUUUUAGUUUUGAAAAGGCGUAUACAGUCUGGUUCUUUAAAUCAAUCAAAGACUAAAAAGCAAGAAGAGAUAGAUAUGAAAAGAAAACAGCAUACGAACAAGAUGUUGGUCACUAUGGUUACUAUUUUUGUUUGUUGUUGGCUGCCUCUAAAUAUAACAAUAUCCUUAGCUGAAUAUAUAUCGACUUUCUCAAACUGGCACUACUUCACAUUAUGUUUCUUUAGUGCUCACAUAGUAGCUAUGAGUUCUGUGAUUUACAAUCCAUUUCUUUACGGCUGUAUGAGUGACAAUUUCAAAAAUGAAUUUAAGUCACUAUUUUAAAGACACAGGGAUGGUAAAUGAGUGAAUCUUUAAAAUCAUUAAUAUGUCAUGUAACAAUAUCUGAACAUGAUUGUUAAAGACACUAAUCAUCAGAGUACAUGCAUAAGAUAAACGUUACCAGACUAAAUGCAUGAUAAGUUGUUCGCUGUCAGUUAGGUUAUUGUCGAUAGCAUUUACUUCAAAAUAAGAUAGAAAAAUACUAGAAACAAAAAUAUCGUUGAUCCCUGUUACAUUCAUCUGGUAUGUCUAGUGUCAUAGAUUGAAGGCCUAGUAUAUUUGUGGAUUUUGCAGAUCCCCCUUUUUAGGCAUUUUGAUUAAAAAUUAAAAAUCAGACAUCUGUGGUAAUUUUAUGACAGAAGGCAAGUUUUGUAAACAUCCUCUUUCUCUGUCGCCAUAACGGUCAUAGUUCAAAUCAAUUAUCGUGUUCCCUCGAGCUUUUUUGUAUGUGAUGUGUAACAUAUCGUGUAGAUUCACUUGGCGAUUAUUAAAAAAUCCAUAAAUCAUAAAUGGUUUAAAAGCUUUAGCUUGAAAUUUUCGUAUGUUAUUCCCUGUUGUGAAAAAUUACCAACAGCACAGAAGUUUGAUAGUGUUGUCGUUCACCAUAGUGGGUAUCGAAAGGCUCUUACUGAGUGUUGUGCAAUAAUGAUUGUAAUAUCUUUUCAGUAUUUAGGGUUUGAACUAUGCUUUCAAUCUGUGACGUAAAAACUGAAAAUCCAUGUACGUACUGUUUAUUGGAUAAUCCCGAGUUUAUUAUAUUAGAUAUGCUAAUCCAAAAGAACUUCUGAUCAAUAAAGCUAA
This is a messenger RNA of Mytilus californianus (California mussel), 1789 nucleotides long. RefSeq names its product neuropeptide Y receptor type 2-like. Gene Ontology annotation, biological process: G protein-coupled receptor signaling pathway. Gene Ontology annotation, molecular function: neuropeptide binding; neuropeptide Y receptor activity. Lineage: Eukaryota; Metazoa; Mollusca; Bivalvia; Mytilida; Mytilidae. Bases 20 to 991 code for a protein of 323 amino acids. The record is from RefSeq and is a predicted model, not a curated record. The transcript has a single exon. Gene Ontology annotation, cellular component: neuron projection; plasma membrane.